AUGGAUCGCAACCAGCGCGUCGCCAACAGCCGCCCGGCCCGCCCUGGCCUCCUUCUGGUCCUGAUGGCCCUGGUGGCAUUUGCGCUGGUCAUUACGCCCCUCCCUGCACGUGCCGAGAACGUCCCCCGCUACGACAUGUCCGCCGCCCUCGGAUCCCGGGGGGGUUUCGGAGGCAUGAGGGGCGGCUCAGCUGGAGGCGCAGGCUCUAGCCCCUUCCUCGGAGGCAUGAUGCGCAGCGGCAUGGGUGGCGGCGGCAUGGGUGGCGGCGCCGCUGCCACGGCCCUGCGAGGUGCUUUCUCAGACCAGGUUCAGGUUCACGACGUCUGCAACGCCCCGUCCUCGCCAGAAGAUGUCGCUGCGGAGUGA
Volvox carteri f. nagariensis is the source of this 366-nucleotide messenger RNA. RefSeq lists its product as uncharacterized. The transcript has 3 exons. The coding region runs from base 1 to 366 and encodes 121 amino acids. The record is from RefSeq and is a predicted model, not a curated record. NCBI's taxonomy places the organism in Eukaryota, Viridiplantae, Chlorophyta, Chlorophyceae, Chlamydomonadales, Volvocaceae.